Molecule: messenger RNA, 4956 nt
Organism: Entamoeba invadens IP1
Lineage: Eukaryota; Evosea; Mastigamoebida; Endamoebidae
Product: protein serine/threonine kinase, putative
Exons: 2
Coding region: 1-4956 (1651 amino acids)
Biological process (GO): protein phosphorylation
Molecular function (GO): ATP binding; protein kinase activity
Source: RefSeq, a predicted model, not a curated record
AUGAAUGUAAUCUGGGUGUUCGUCUUGUGUGAGCACUUUGCACAAACAACACAUACACUUAAAAGCAUUGAUAGUUUAAACCCUUUAAGUGAUGAUUCAUCUUCUUCUUUUGAUUUUUCAGAAUCAACCAAUUUUGCAAACACAAGUUCAAGCGAAACCCCAACAACAGAAAAAUGUGGAGACUUCUAUGGACAAAUUGUUGGAGUUACUGGAGCAAGUGUCAUACAAGUCGACUGCCAAAUAACACGUGUCGCACUUUCAAACAACUUUUCACUCACUUUCGCAAACGGUGUGGAACUCGAAGUUUCAGAAACGAUUGAUCUUAUUGACAAUUCUGUGCUCACGGUGUAUUCAAGUGUUUUAGAUGUGACAAAAGGUGUGACUCUCAUCGACACCAGCAAGUAUGCAGAACUUGUUGUUGAAGACAGUACACUCACUGUCGAAAAUUCAUUCUCCACGUAUACUGCAGGAAGUAUCACACUGUCAGGCAACACUACUCUUUAUUCUGGAACUUUUAACAUUCUACAAGACUCCUCUUUAGUUGUCCAAAACACUCCAUACAUCCAACCCACUAAAAGUUUUAACAUAGCAGGAAUAUCAUUUCUUUCAACAGGGAGUCCUACUUAUACAAUAAACCCAACGACAUCAUCAAAGGUGUUUAAUAUUCACUCCAAAUGCAUCUUUUCAAUUGAAGACGACUCUCUGAUACAAUGUGAUAACUUUGCAGUCUUCGAAACAGCUUCGGGGUCUUUGAGUGGAAAUGUGAAAGUGUUACCAAAGAGUAAUUUUCAAGUUUAUAAUUCUGCUGAGUUAGUGUUAAAAAAUACGGUUUCUGUCAUUACUAAAACCCUUUAUGUGUUUAAUAACGGGAAUUUGGUUGUACAAGAUAAUAGCUCAAUUUUAUGUUCAUCAAAUUUUAAAGCAAGCGACAGUGCGUUCAUACAAAUCAUGGGAAACGCAGUAAUUUCGUUUGUAUCAACGACAUUCACCAAAGCUCCUGUUAUUGAAAUGUACAAUUCAAGCGUUUUUAAGGCAACUCAACAAUUCACUCCAACAGAACAAACAUUUGUUACUAUGUACAAUCACAGUUCUAUUCAAACAUUGUAUGUAAAUUUAAAAGGAGAUGCACAACUUAUUAUGAAUGACAACUCUUCUAUUGUUUCAUCAUCAAAUAUUAGAACAUAUGAUCAAAGCAUUUUAGAAAUUAGGGAUUCGACACAUAUAACAUGCAAAGGAUAUUUUCAAGUCCAACAGAGUGCCAAACUUAUAAUGUUUAAUUAUUCAAUACUUAACAUUAAAAAUCACUUACUACUUACAGAUGAUGGUGUUUUGGAAUUAAAAGACGAAACAAAAAUGACAACACCAAUUAUGAACUUGAAAGCAAAUGGUUUAAUCGUGUUGUCAGGAAAAUCAGUUCUGAAUAUAACAACUUUAAUAAAUGGAUUGGAAUAUUCAGAAAUUGAGGUGACUGAACAAAGCAUUUUAGUCACUCCAUAUUUUAAUUUAACAAAUUCGAAGAUUUCACUUGCAAGCCAAAAAUUAUUUGCAAGUGUGAAUGUGGGUUAUUUCAUGUCUACAAAUGGAUCCGUUUUUUCAGAAGGAAAUUCAUAUUUUGAAGUCGACACUUUUAAUGUUACUUUAAAUUUACUCCAAAAUGUGAAUAGAGACGUGUUCACUUAUCCCCUCUUUGACGUGCAAAAUGUCGAACAAAUUAACAUCUCGACAAUCGAGUCUUCUUCUGAUUUUGAUAUUAUCACAAGUCACACAAUCAUAACAACUACUAUUCCUAGUGGUACACAUUUACUCCAAGAUGGUAAAUUGCUGCGAUAUGGAAAUUCUGAAAUGAUAUACUGUCAUAUGAAAUUCAACACGAUUCGUGACGAUGCAUAUGAAGAACCACAUUGUCCUUGUUACGGAGUUAAUUGCACUUUAGUUCCAAACAGCGACUUUAGCGAGGUUUUUAUAAAUGACAACAACACAUUUGUUAAUCUCCAAUCGACAACUACAACUCAACUGGUUUUUGGAGAGAACGUGGACGAUGCCCAUGUCAAAAUUUCUAAUCAACUCACCAUAAAGUUUUCUUCGGACUUUUCGAAUCAAAGCGUUGAUAUUAUAAACAGUACGUUCAAUGCAACACAAACAAGUUUUACUAUUGGAGAAUACAAAAUGUCGAUUAAGUCCUUAAACGUUAAAGAUGUUGUUGUUUAUUUACACGGAAAAGUUAACCCAAAGAAAAUACAAAUAGAACAGUCUACUAUUCCCAUGUUAUUUAUGUCUGAUAAUGGAUUUCUUGUGGAAAUUAAUGAAACAAGCAAAGUAUUUUUAAUUGUGUAUUAUAACAACGGUCAAUUAGAGUUCCACAAAGAGACGAUUCCAUACUGUGAAAAAGGGUAUAUUCUUGAGAAUAAUUUGUGCCAAAAAGAUGUGAACUGUAAAAUGAGUAAUGGUGAAUCAUGUGUGAAGUGUUACGAUGGGUAUAAAGCAGAAAAGAAACGAAGGUGUUAUGUCCCCGACAACCAUUGUCAAUUGGAGUUCGAUAAUAAUUGCAAAUUGUGUUCACCAAAUGAUACUUAUGUUAACAAUUCGUGGAGCUGUGAUAAGAAAGUUUCGAAUUACAAAACAAAGGACAACAAUAAAAUCAUCACUUGUUUGUCUGGGUUUUAUUUAACAAUAAGUGGGUGUAGUAAAUGUAAUGAACUCGAGCCAAAUUGUAAAUAUUGUGACAAUGAAAAGUGCACCGUUUGUGAUGAUAAAUACGAAUUUAAUUCAACACUUAAUUGUGUUUUGAAAGAGUGUUACAGUACGGAACCAGUUCAAAAAGACGAGAACGGGAAAUGCGACUUGAAACAGGAACAAUGCAAACGAAUAGUGAAUGGAAUUUGUGUGGAGUGCACAACAGGUCACUUCAAAAAUUCAUCUCAUUAUUGUAACAAUUACAAAGAUGAAAAUUGUACAACACAACACACAAAAGGUUGUACAAGGUGCAAAGACUCUUUUUAUUAUAAUUCAUCAACUGAACAAUGUGAUGUAUGUGAUACAAAUUGUUUGACCUGUUAUAACAAGGCAGACUUCUGUACUUCAUGUGAAGAUGGGUAUUAUUUGAGUGAAAAUAAGUGUAUUUUGAAUACAAUUUUGAAAGAAAAAUGUGAUACUCUUUCGGUGAAUGGUCGUGGGUGUUACUCGUGCAAAUCUGGCUAUUAUAGAGAAAAGUUGGACUGUGAGCCAUGCUCGAUUUCUUGUUCCACUUGUAUAAAUGGGUUAAACUGCAUACAAUGUAAUACAUCCAAUUAUCAGAUAGACACGGGUGAGUGUGUUUCAAGAAGUUCGUUGAUUGGUUGUGGAGUAGACGUGACAUCUGUUGGUUGUACACAAUGUGCUGAUGGAUAUUAUUUAGUACGUGGUAAUCAAUGUGCAAAGUGUUUUACAACGUGUACAACGUGUGAGAGUCAAGACGUGUGCCAUUCAUGUGUUGAAAGUUACAUACUAAUUAAAGGCACAUGUGUCCACUUUGAAAGUGUUGAAAAGUGUCUUCAUAGUUCAAACUCCAAAUGUGAUAAAUGCACAUUUUGGAGAAGUCCAAGUAAUGAUGGAUCAUAUUGUGUGUAUCAUAUCAAGUGGUGGUUAUUGUUAGUGUUGAUUCUCUUCAUCAUAACAGUUUCCAUUUUUAUUAUAUUUGUUGUAUACAAAGUGAGCAAUUUAAUCAUGAAAAAGCGGCACAUCAAAGAGCUCAAAAAGAACAUUCAUAUUAACAAAAUCAAACGACUUGACAUCGAUUUGAUAUUACUUAAAGGUGGAGUUUGUGUAGAUAAAAAUGUUGUCGAUUUCACAGAUGAAAGUGGACCGAUUCCAGUCGGUGUGGAAACAGUGCAAUUCUUGAAUGUCGGCAACACCACUUCCAAGUCGAUGAAAAUACAAAUAACAACAGCAAAUUCGACCGAGAAACUGAAGAUGAGAGUCGAGCCGCCAAUUGUUUGUAUUCGUAAAGGCGAAAUAUGUGAGUUUAAAAUAUGCAUAACUCCUCAAUUUACAACAAAUUUGGACAACGAACACAUUGCCAUUAUCACAUACAGUAUGAAAACAGAUUUGGAAACAGUCAACUCAAUUCCAAUCAAAGCAGAAACACAAGCGUCUUAUCGACUCGACCCAGAAGACAUUAUUGAUGGGAAAAAGAUCGGGGAAGGUGCAUUUGGUAUUGUGUUGAAAGGGUUUUAUAGGGGGAAUGUUGUAGCUCUUAAAAAGUUAAAGCAGAGGAUCUACUGCAUUGAUAAUGAUGAAUUUGACAAUGAACUGAACAUGCUUGAAAAGUUUAAUUCCGACUACGUCAUUCAUUACUAUGGGGCUGUGAUCGUUCCCAACAAAGUGUGUGUUGUCACUGAAUUCGCAGAAUUUGGGGGAUUUGGUGACGUCAUGAAAAAACAUAAAAGCGACUUUCUUUGCGAUAAAAUGCGAGUGAAGAUCAUGUUGGACGCCUCAAGAGGAAUUGAGUAUUUACACAACAAUGGCGUGUUACAUAGAGACAUCAAACCAGACAAUAUUUUAGUUGUUUCUUUAGAAGAAGACAUAACAGUUAAUGGGAAGCUCACUGAUUUUGGAUCAUCAAGAAACUUUAAUAUGUUGAUCACUAAUAUGACAUUCACAAAAGGAAUCGGCACACCAAAAUAUAUGGCUCCUGAGAUGAUUGGAAAGAAGAGGUAUAAUAUGCAGACGGACAUAUACUCAUUUGCUGUCACAAUGUAUGAGACUUUUGGGUGGUGUAAUAUCUAUACAGAAGCUCAAUUCAAAUUUCCAUGGAACGUCGUCGAUUUUGUAUUGAAAGGGAACAGAGAAUCUAAGCCGGAUGGAAUGAAGGUGGAGAUGUAUUCGCUUAUUGAAGAUUGUUGGAAACAGGAUCAAGAAGAUAGACUCAAAAUAUCCGAAGUUGUUGCGCGGCUUCAAGCUAUGUAUGAUUUGUUUUAG